Molecule: messenger RNA, 1051 nt
Organism: Ceratosolen solmsi marchali
Lineage: Eukaryota; Metazoa; Arthropoda; Insecta; Hymenoptera; Agaonidae
Exons: 5
Coding region: 1-1002 (333 amino acids)
Source: RefSeq, a predicted model, not a curated record
AUGAAUUCAUAUCACCAUAAUUGCGGCAGAUUUAACAAAAGUGCACGUUCAGAAAAAUAUCAGAAAUUUUCCAAUUUUUACUCUCGAUCUUUGUCUAAAGAUAAAUAUCCUGAAGAAUCUUUAGUAGCCGAAAAUGAUUUUAUUGAAUUGCAUUCGCAUCCUCAAGUCUGUAUUAGUGACAAUGAAUUUCAAGGAACCGAUGAAAAAAGUUCAAACGAUUCAUUAUCCGCCUGCAAUAUAAGUAUUAGCACUGGUAGAAAUAGGGACAUAGAGCAAGGCUUUCAUGAUUAUUCUGCAGAAAUAAAGAAAAAUAUGAAGUAUUCAUCGUAUGUAUAUAACAAAGAAAGAAAUAAUGGCUAUGGAAACUAUGAAAAUCUAUCAUUGCCAACAAAAUUACAACAAAAAUUUCGAAAUUUCAAUGAAAAGAAUACAUGUAAGCCGGUAAAGAAUCUUCAAACAAUGGUAGACAGACAGAGGCUUCAGAAACUUAGGGAACUUCAACGUCGUAGAGAUGACGUUGAGAAAUAUUAUGCUUAUGAAAUACAACGACUUAUCGAUGAUAAACACUUGAAUAUGAAAAUUCCAAAUUCGACAACUAAAAUACCACAUGAAAAACAAUUUUCACAAAAAUUUACAGAAGACCGCACCCCUUCAAAUAUCCAUGAUAAUCUAAAAUCAUGUGGUACAAUAACCACAAUUACACGGUUGGAUUGUGGUUGCAUGGAACAAACAACCCGUCAAAUUUUCACAACAACAGUCGGUCACGUACAAAAACGCAAUUGCGCAAAAGAAAAACAGGUAUACAUGAAGCUAUCCUCGCCAAAUACAAGCUUUAUUCAUUCGACGCCGACGAUAUCAACAUUGGAAAGUAAAUCUUUUGACGAAUACAGAGAUCAUCAUAAGGCUGAUAAAUCUUUUGAUGGAGAGAAAUCAUCGCCUCCAGGUGUAUACUCAAAUUCGUCCACACGUAAGCUUAGUGAGUCAUCCGUCUUAUCACCGUAAAAUCCAGUAGUCGAAAUAUUUAUUUUUCUCGUUAUCUCUACCUCUCUCU